AUGUCCCCACGCCUGCCCGUGGAUAAUCCUGUCCCCAGUGUUUGGACAGAGCCGCCACAUCCACUGGAUGAAUACCAGUCGACACCAAAACUGCCAGAGUCCUGCGAUGUACUCAUCGUAGGUUCAGGCUUUGCCGGCGUUGCUACAGCUUAUCAUAUCCUAGAAGACAAGCGUACCACUCCUUCAGUAGUCCUUCUUGACGCACGGAAGCAUGCCUCGGGCGCCACAAGUAGAAAUGGUGGCCAUGUCAAGCCGGACACGUACUAUAACGUGUCCAAGUAUGAAAGAAUAUACGGGGCGUUGCAAGCUGCCGAGCUGGCUAAGUUCGAGAGCACUGGGGUCUAUGCCACCAAGCAGUUGGUCGAGACGGAGGGAUUGGACUGCGACUUCCAUCUGACACGAGCAGUGGAUGUCUACAUGGAUCCUCAACAUGCGACCGAGACUGCUGCGGCAUACAAGCGGCUUCUGAAGCGUGGACAGGUCGAUAUGGCGGACGUCGAGUAUACCUCGAAAAAGACCGCUGAACGAAUAUCAGGAGUGAAAGGGGCCCAAUGCUGUUUCAGCUUCACGGCAGCACAAUUAUCGCCCAGGAAGAUGGUGCUGCAGCUAUUGAGCAAACUGCUUGAGCGAGCAGCCCUGCAGGCUUACUCGCACACUCCAGUGAUCAGGGUUUCCCCUCGGCGAGACGCCGAGGGGCACUGGACGGCGACGACACAGCGAGGCAGCAUCAAGGCCCGGAAGAUCAUUUUCUGCACCAAUGGUUACACCGCGUCGGUCUUGCCACAGUACGUAAACAAGAUCGUUCCCGUACGUGGCGUAUGUAGUCACAUCACAACACCGAAAGGCACUAGCUCGCCGCAUCUGGCAAACACGUACAGUCUCCGGUUUGGCGGAGCCAACUAUGACUACCUCAUUCCACGGCCAGAUGGAAGCAUCGUUGUGGGUGGUGCCCGGCAGACAUUCCUGCACGACAAGGAGUCAUGGUACGACUCCGUGAAGGACGAUGAGAAUGCGCUGAGAGCUUCGGAGCGGUAUUUUCAUGGAUACAUGCAGAGGCACUUCCGAGGCUGGGAGGACAGCGGUGCGAUCCCAGAUCGGGUUUGGACUGGAAUCAUGGGCUACACGUCCGACCUAAUGCCUCACAUCGGCGAAGUUCCUGGAGCACCAUCGCAAUAUAUCAUUGCUGGGUUCUCGGGACACGGCAUGCCACAGAUCCUGUUGGCGAGCAAGGGGCUUGUGGCUAUGGUCACGAAAAACCUCACAUAUGAGCAGACAGGUUUGCCAAUCAUGUUUAAGACAACGAAUGAGAGGCUAUCAUCAUGCUAUAGCGAACUUGAAGAAGGCUUCAAGGAUGUAUGGGCCUCAAAUAUUUCGGACAAGAGCUCGCAAGCCGUGGGACAUCGCCAAUCGCAAGCGCGGCUGUGA
Messenger RNA from Exophiala aquamarina CBS 119918, 1425 nucleotides. RefSeq lists its product as uncharacterized. The transcript has 3 exons. Bases 1 to 1425 code for a protein of 474 amino acids. The record is from RefSeq and is a predicted model, not a curated record. Gene Ontology annotation, cellular component: cytoplasm. Lineage: Eukaryota; Fungi; Ascomycota; Eurotiomycetes; Chaetothyriales; Herpotrichiellaceae. Gene Ontology annotation, molecular function: oxidoreductase activity.